Messenger RNA from Lactuca virosa, 279 nucleotides. NCBI's taxonomy places the organism in Eukaryota, Viridiplantae, Streptophyta, Magnoliopsida, Asterales, Asteraceae. The record is from the annotation of a GenBank genome assembly.
AUGAGUCUCUUGUCUCGAUCGGACGAAGCAAAUAAGAGGGGGAAGGCAAUCACCUUCAAAUUAGAGUGGUGGUUGGACAGAGAGGGUCGACGGAAGCAGCAUUCGGAGGUGGCGAUGGUUCACAGCAGUGGCAGCAACAAAGUGGUGGUCGGUGACGGGUGGCUAGCAAUAACAGCUCCACUGCCUUGUUCCCUUUGUGUCUGGCAGCACACGACGGGGAAGACGAGGGAGGAGGGGAGAGUUUGGUGGUGGUCAAAAACUGUGGUGGUAGGAGGGUAA